Molecule: messenger RNA, 1011 nt
Organism: Opisthorchis viverrini
Lineage: Eukaryota; Metazoa; Platyhelminthes; Trematoda; Opisthorchiida; Opisthorchiidae
Exons: 6
Coding region: 1-1011 (336 amino acids)
Source: RefSeq, a predicted model, not a curated record
AUGUAUGUUCUCAUUGAACACCGAAUCGCAAGCAACUGGCAAAAUAUACUCAUAUGCUAUCUACCCCACCUCCCCGAAUCAUCGGUGAACGAAACUGUGGCAGCCACAACCACUGUACGACAAGUACGCGCUGGUGUUAGGGAGCUCGUCAGCUGUAGCACCCUUCGGGUGCCUAACUGCCAUGCUAACCGAAGGAAGCAUGAGAGCUUGAAUAAUGCUACUUUGCCCAAGCCUAGACAGGGGACGUCGAGAUCUCUGCACACUGUAACAAAUGGGGCACCGACCGACCUACUGCCAGUACAUUCUCAAGGAAUGACAUCCAUUCGUCGCCGAUUGCUGUCAGCUGUAGUAUCUACCAUCAACUCGGCCGCAUGCACUUCCAAAUCUUCGAACCAAGGCGCUCAGUUCGUCUACCAGCGUAUAACCUUCACCUGUAGCACCCCUUCGGCGCCUAGCUGCCAUGCCACCAGAAGGAAGCACGAGGGUCGAGAUACCCCCAAGUUUCCCAAGCCUAGACAAGAGCGCCUAGACAAGAGCGGUCGAGAUACCCCCAAGUUUCCCAAGCCUAGACAAGAGCGGUCGAGAUACAGGGGUCGGAUUUGCACCAUGGACCUUCCGGUCAGGGGUAUCAAUAGUGCACCGGUUACCCUCCAGUUUCAAGAAGAUUCUGACCUCAAUAUGGUUUCCCAACGUGCCUCGAACGUAAUUGAAAGGUUACCUGUUGAACAAAGUGCACCGUUUGUAUUGUCUGGUGGAAGCCUCAAACUGACCAGCGAAUUGAGCUACCCAGUGACAUUCAACUCAAUAUGUGAUAAGCUUCAACGCUUGGAGCAAAUCCUUGAUACUGCUUGCAAUCAGGCUUCAGGUGACGGCAGUACGCUUCCGAGAGCAACACAUCCUGACGACUUUGUGGUUGCUACAGUUACAGCCAAACGGAAGGCCAGUCGGAGCAUGCGCGAUACAGCAUUUAUUCAGUUCCUGAUUCGGACAGCGAUAGCUCUCGCACUUUAG